AUGUCGGGGAAAGGAGAAUGCAGCGCAUGGGGUGGGAAAACGGCUUGGGGACGACAGGAAGAGGACUGUGAGCCAAUUGUUUCAUUUGUGGAAAUAAUGAGUGAGGAAUUGGCAGAUUCGUUGAAUGAAGAGGAACGGAAAAAGGAGGAGGAAUUCUUGAAUGCUGUUGUACAGAGUGAAACCGCACCGGUAAGAGAUUACUAG
Molecule: messenger RNA, 204 nt
Organism: Strongylus vulgaris
Lineage: Eukaryota; Metazoa; Nematoda; Chromadorea; Rhabditida; Strongylidae
Source: the annotation of a GenBank genome assembly